This is a messenger RNA of Lolium rigidum, 931 nucleotides long. Its product is annotated as protein FAR1-RELATED SEQUENCE 6-like. The record is from RefSeq and is a predicted model, not a curated record. Bases 242 to 916 code for a protein of 224 amino acids. The transcript is spliced from 3 exons. Lineage: Eukaryota; Viridiplantae; Streptophyta; Magnoliopsida; Poales; Poaceae.
CCUCCCCCACCUCCCCGUCCUUGUGCUCUGCCAGCUUGUACGGCAUGCGGCCAUGUCGCAUGCCGGACCCCGGUCACCCCACCACCCCGGUCCCCUCCGCCCAUUUCAAGUUUGAAUCUCACGGUCAGGACCGUCGCCUUCCUCCAACUCCCUCUCAGGUCUGUUAUUCUCCGGCCGCCGUUCCGCCUCGGCCGAAAUCUAUCCUCAAGAACUAGCCACCUCCCCCCCUUUCGCACAAGUGAUGAAGGCAGGAACACCAGAGGGAUUCACCGAUUUGCUCCUCAGCUCGUUCCCCAGAAUGUCGCAGCAAAAUCAUGAGCCAAACUGGGACUGGUUCCCAACAAAUGCCAGUCGGGAUGCCGAAUCGAGCGCACACACUUCGCCGACCAUGCUGAGAUCGAAUUCAAGCGGCUGUGGAUCAGAUCCAGUGCCCUGCAGAUCCGGAAAUGAUGAAGACUGCAGCAAAAAUUCGGUGUUCGACCUCGACGAGUCUCCCCGUUCCGAGGAAGCAGACCUGUCAGCUCCAGAGUUGCAGCAACAAUCCCAAAUCCGGGAUGAUUUGCCAAUCCAGACGGCAUGCUAUUCCCCUGCAUCCAAUCGCACUUUGAAGAGGAGGUUCCGCCGAGGAGAAAUUCCUGAUUCAAGGGAACCAAGUUCAGGAAAGAAGAGUGCACUAGAAAUAGCCAUGAGGAAGUCAAAUGAGAGAAGCUCUGAAGCUGUCACAGCACCAGUGAUAGGGAUGGAGUUCGAUUCAUUACCUGAAGCCUACGACUUUUAUAAUCUGUACUCAUGGGAGAUUGGAUUCGGCAUUAGAUACGGGCCGUCAAGAAAGAACCCCUCAAAGAGCAAAAUUCUGCAGGACAUAACUUGUGGCUGUCAGGUAAUACAGACAAAGUCUAAUCAUCACUCAUUAUAAUGCUGCAGAUUCCAC